AUGUUCUCUGAACGUAUUGCUGUUGAUCAAGAAGUGUACUAUUUCGAGCCCCAAAUUGGCUGGUCUCGAGGCAAAAUUAAUAAAAUCAAAGGUAAUAACAUUUCCGUGCUGAGUAAGGUUGGAGAAAAGGUGAAGAUUGUGCCUUCAGAACAUAUACACGGUUAUAUUCCCGAAGCUUAUGAUGCUGACAACACGAACCUUUUUAAUGUUAGAGAUUUGCAUGUCUCGACGCUUUUGUUCUGCAUUAAAGAGCGAUUUGAGGAAAAGAAGCAGCAAUACUCUCUAAUGGGUGAAAUGCUUCUAUCGGUGAAUCCGUUUCAAGUAAUGCAAUUUAAUAGCAACCAGGAGCGUCGUAAAUACAUGAACGAACCGGAUUUCAACAAACUCCCACCCCAUAUUUGGCAGAUUGCCCAUAAAGCGUACAACUCGAUCAUGAAACUCGGUCUCAGCAACCAGUCAAUCGUCAUUUCGGGCGAAUCGGGCUCCGGGAAGACGGAGAACACCAAAAGUCUUAUUUCUUAUCUGGGCCAACUCAGUCAUGCGAGCUCGGACACCGCUCAGCAGCGCAGCAUCGCGGAUAGGAUUGAUGAUUGCCUUAUGUGGAGCAACCCCGUGUUGGAGUCCUUCGGUAAUGCCCGGACCGUUCGGAACGACAACUCCUCCCGCUUUGGAAAGUAUAUCAAACUCUACUUUGAUCCUUCGUCCGGCAUCUUGGUUGGGGGUGAAAUCGUCACGUACUUACUGGAGAAGAGCCGGAUUAUCGUACAGUCGGAAGGUGAGCGAAACUACCACGUCUUUUACGAAAUGCUCGCUGAUCUUUCCAUCAGCGAAAAACAGAGCCUCGGUGGGCUUAAGAAUGCCAAGGACUACAGCUGCCUCAACGGAGGGCAAGUUUUCACCCGCCGAGGUGUUGAUGGCAAUACACUCAACGAUUCGGAAGAAUUUAUGAGGGUGCGCCGUGGAAUGAAGAAUAUUGGCAUCCCAGAUCACGUUGUAAAUUCUAUCUAUCGUGUUUUGGCGGCAAUCUUGUUUAUGAUGGAGAUCACUUUUGAAAUGGAUGAUAAUGAUAAAGCCUACAUUUCGAACGAAAAAGUUUUUAUUAAGUCUUGCACGCUACUAAAAAUAGACGCAGGAUUGCUUUCAAAUUGUUUCCUCAUCAAAACUAAGUCCAGCCUGGUUACAAUUUACUCUUCCAAGGUUGAGGCGGAGUUCUCCCGCAACGCCUUCUGCAAAGGCCUCUACGUUGGGUUGUUUGAUUGGAUUGUGGAAUUUAUCAACCGGUCUAUCAAGCCUGAUGAAAAUCUCACAAACUUAAAGUACAUUGGGCUUCUCGACAUUUUUGGGUUCGAAAAUUUUGAUAAGAACAGCUUUGAACAGCUAUGUAUUAAUUUUGCGAAUGAGACGCUGCAGGCUCAUUACAACAAGGAUACGUUUAUUAAUGACGAGGAAGAAUGCGAGAGAGAAGGUGUGGUGCUUCAUAAGGUGGUCUUCCCAGACAACUCGGAGUGCAUUAAGCUUUUUACAAAGCCCCCCAACGGCAUUUUCCCCGCCAUUAAUGAACAGUCCAACUUAAAGGGCGGGACAUCUGGUCACUUCACGAGCAAUCUGUGGAGGUACUGGAAGGACAAAAGCCCCUACUUUGUCGUCCCCAAGAGCACCAUUUCAAACCAAUUUGGCAUCAAGCACUACGCCUCUUUUGUAAACUACGACACGGAAGGAUGGACCGAGAAAAACUCGGAUCCUAUAAAGGACACGAUGUACGAGGCACUUCUUUCCUCCAAGGAUGAAUUCAUUUCAAAAUUGCUUACUAAUGCACAAGCGCGAGCGAGCCGCAAGAUGACGAUCGCCACUCGCUUUCAGUCCCAGCUGAAUGAUCUUCGCAUCAACCUGGAGUCCACCGAAACGCGAUUUAUUCGUUGUAUUAAGCCGAAUAUGCAAGCGAGAUCGGACAUUAUGGAGAAUUUUCUGGUUAGCUCUCAACUGGAAUCCUCCGGGGUAUUGCAAACCAUCGCGCUCAAACGUCAAGGCUACCCCGUGCGCCUCUAUCUCGAAAAUUUCAGUCGCUACUUCUUCUUGAUUAUGCCACGCAAGACUGUGAAAACUUUUAAAAGUAAAAACUACAGCCAAGCCUGCAGCGAGCUCCUCAACUAUUAUGAACGAAUAUAUGGAUGGAAGCGUCCUAACUUCGUGUUGGGGAAGACAAAGGUCUUUUUGAAGGGUGAGAUAUGGUCCGAUCUCGACCGCUUAGUGGUGCGUCGCCGUUCUCAACUGGUCAAGCAGUGUAAGCGGUAUUUAUCGCGAUGGGUGAAGGAAUAUCAGGAGCGCAAACGCUCCGAACAGGCGAAACGGAUCGCCAAGCUUAAAUGCCUGCGUGAAGAGCGCGAGGCGAAGGGGGCACUCUGCGCGCACGGCUUGCCCGGCGAGCGAAUUAUGUGGGUGGAGGAUAUCGCCAAUCUUUUCCCCCUCAUGGAUAUGUCGAUACUGAUGGAUAUUGCCGCCGAAGCGGACAGCUAUGAAAGGGCACUUGCCAUGGUGUCAAACAUUCACGAACAAUGUGUGGAUAAGCGCGAGAUGUCCACUUUCAUUAAUUUGAUGAUGUCCGCGCGGGUUUGCCCCAAUGUGGUCAAGUCAUUUCUGGAAUCCGACAUCAACUCGAUUGCCUCGAUUUGUCGUAUUACGGUUCGUGAGCUCAAGUCCUACGGCUGCUCGAAUAUCGAGGUAGCGGCGCUCACCAAGAAAAUUAUGGAGAAAGAAUUGAAGUUAGACUGUCUUGAGAAGCUCAGCUACGCGAUUGGGACGCACGAGGAGUACGAAGCGGCUGAGGCCCUCCGAGAAAUGGAGGGGCGGCUCCUACAGCAGGAUUUCGAGAUGAAGGUUGCCGCACUCGUCGAAAUUGGAUUUUCCGAAGAGGACGUUCGAUUGGUUCUCGCCCAUUAUGAUGGUAAGGUUGAGCGUGCGGUUACGCGGCUUCUCUCUGGCAUCAACCGCAAAAAAAUCCAACAACACGUCCGAAAACAUAAUAAAUAUACCACUGCGGACCCCAACGUUCAACAUCUCAUAGCUAUGGGAGCCCCUAAGCGAGAUGUAAAGGCCGCACUGCGUACCAUGAACGGUGACAUCAAUGAGGUGGCCAAGGUAUUAUUUGGGCUAACCUGUGUUCCAUAA
This is a messenger RNA of Phytomonas sp. Hart1, 3165 nucleotides long. Lineage: Eukaryota; Euglenozoa; Kinetoplastea; Trypanosomatida; Trypanosomatidae. The record is from the annotation of a GenBank genome assembly.